Molecule: messenger RNA, 10520 nt
Organism: Scaptodrosophila lebanonensis
Lineage: Eukaryota; Metazoa; Arthropoda; Insecta; Diptera; Drosophilidae
Gene: Ncoa6
Product: putative mediator of RNA polymerase II transcription subunit 26
Exons: 6
Coding region: 1120-8598 (2492 amino acids)
Source: RefSeq, a predicted model, not a curated record
CAACGCCACCGCGCCCGUGUUAUGUUAAAAGGCAAAUAGAGUUAUUGGAUUGAUGUCGUGUGUGGUCAGAAAUUGUGGGCGCGCUGCUAUAAUGUGUAAAAUUUACGCUAAAAAUUUUGUGCGCUGCAUGCAGCUCUAGUGAAAAGCAAUAUAGUGAAAUUGAAAACUGUGUGUGCAGAAAAAAUAGAGUUUAAUUGACGAACGAUACUCGUUGAAUAUUAUUAAUGGCAACGUGCGAGGUUUUAUGCACUUAGAAACAACGUAAAAGUGGGAAAAAGUGACGCAGGAGAGUCGGCAGCGCAGCAAGCAGAAGCAGUGGCGUAGCAGCGGAGCGCCCGAGUGGUCGAAUGAACGAGGCUUGUUGCCCGCUCGCACGCACACUCCCGCCCCGCAGAGCUUACGGACGGCAGCGCAGCGCUUGUCUAAAAAAUGCCCAAAUAUCGCUUCGACGACAAUACCAACAACCACAACAUCGGUAGCGACAGACUUGCAUAGGUUAAAUGAAGUAACUAAAUUAAUGCAUAUCUCCGAGAUUGACACAUGUAACGAAAGCAACAAUAAUAAUAAGACUCCCGGAGCAAGUGCGUAACGUGAGCGUGCGCGUGUGUUUGUAUGUGUGUUGGUUGCAUGUGUUGUCAUAUUUUGGGUCGGUGUCCAAAGCUGGAGCAGCAUCGCAACAGCAACAACAAAAACAGAAGCGAAAUAGGAAAAACACUCGAUUCGAGCGUGUGCCCUAUACAGAGUAUAUUUGUAUAUGUGUGUGUGUAUGGCGGCCAUAUUAAACCAAAUAAAUUAACAAAUAUAUGCAUGUAAAAAAUCGUCAAAAAUGUGGGGGAAAAGGCAGAAUUCAGUGGAGAAAUGCAAUUGUUCAGAUGUAAAGGACGCUAUGUUAAAACUCUUUUGCCACAUAUGAGAAGUCGAAGACACAGUUUGUGUACUUCGAGAUUGUGUUACGGUUACGGUGUACGGGAAAUGCGUUUUGCAUGCAUGGAAAAAAACUCUUGCGCUUCUAAUGAUUCCAUGUGUGUGAUUACAGCAAAAAUUGUGUGUGCUAAAUGCAAAAUUUGUGCAUAAUUUUACCAAUUAAAUCUACGACGUGUGCGAUUGUCGUGUGAUGAUAUGCCACUUAAACAGCAGAUUGAACCGUCUGUGCGGAUAUCGGUGUCUCUCCCAUGGGAUGCAGCGCAACGACUGCGCCAACUGGCGGCCGAGGGCAAUCCUGCAUUGCGUGCCCUCGGCAUUCUGUCCGUACAACCUGAAGGCGAUUCUGUGAUAACUUUAAAAGUUGGAGGACAAGAUAUUAAAAUAGCAAAAGAUAAUGUAAACGACGUAGGCGGUGCAAUUGAGGCGGCUGGCACGUCUUCCAACAAAGCCGCUGUAUCGGGUGGCAGUCUGUCGUCGCAACUGGUGGCUCCCAAUUUCGACGGCCCUAGCACCAGCAAGGCUGCCUAUCUACAGCAGCAGCCGCAACAACAGCAACGCACUGUGCAACUUCCGCCUAAUACUUUGCUCGGCGGUGCCGGAACAAACGAUGCAAUCUCAAACCAGCAGCAACAGCAAUUACUGCAGCAGCGACGCAAUGUACUGCUUGGAGCAAAUGGCCAACCGCUGCCACAACAAAAGCUGCCACAGCAGCUACCGCCACCCCAAAAGCCACCCUCACCGUACAGCAAUGCUGCUACAACACCGCCUGUCUUCAAAUCCCCCAACACCGUGUGUCCUAUGGAGGGCAAGGUGCCGGUGCUGCCCUCGCCAACGGGGGCGCCGAAUGCUCAGAGAGAUUUUCCAUUCGAGAGCAUGCGGCAAGCGCGUGUCUUACAGGGCAGGGAGUCGGCAGGAUUGUGUACGAGCAAUAUAGCCACAGGAAGUGCCUCCUCGGUGCCUACAACGGCUUCAGUGAUCGGCGGUCUGGGUCCGCCGCCACCUAACGUCACGUUAAAGGUGUUGAAGAACCCGCAAAACGGUGAACUCAUUACGACGGCGACGCCAGGAACUGCAAACAUGACGACUGGCAACAAAUCUCAAUUUAUACAACCACCGCCUCCGCCAUAUCCCGGCCUGGGAACGAGUUCGAAUAUAAAUGCAGCCAAUAGCAACAAUUCACCCGCCAUAGCGCCGAGUACGAAAUCAGUGCAGCAAAGCUACCAUGUGCCCCAGGGUGCAGGAACGCCACAGCCACAACCGCUGCCCACAGCAACACCAACGGCAACAGCAACAGGCAGCAAUAAUAUUGCAAUAUCAUCUCCAUUACUCGUCAACCUACUGCAAAAUGAUGGCAAUGCUAUUACAAAUCAAAUGAAGUCGCCCCAAAUGCCCGGACAGGGAACAACACAAUCGCCGUUGGUAAAUAUGAGUCCCACUGGCCAAAUGAUGAGUUCGCCCAUGCGCUCUUCCUCAGCGACGCCCAGUGACUUCAUAACAUCUGCAGACGGUAGCGGCAAUGUUUUGAGUCCUGCUGGCAUGGGUAUCGCUUCGUCUCCGACAACAGGCGGUCCUGUUACGUUGCGCACUAUGCAGCAGCAGCAGCAACAGACGCUACUAAGUCCCAGUGGCAGUGGCCCGUUGUAUACUCAACAACAACAGCAGCAGCCGCCGCCACAUCGGUUUCAGCAACAACAAAUGUCCCCGCAACAGGCUGCUGCAUUACGGCAGCAACAAUUGCAGCGGCAACAACAAAUGCAAGGCAUGCAGCCGCGUUUCAUGUCGCCACAGCAACAGCAGCAAUUCCAUGCACAGCAGCAACAACAGCCGCCUGAUUGCUUUGGGAACAUGCCUAUCAAUCCCAUGCAACAGCAGCAAAUUCGUCAGCAAUUACGUGCCGGAUUGCCGCAACAUGCUCAGCAGCUUGCGCAGCAACAACAACAACAGCAGGCACAGCAGCAAGCAGCGCAACAACGGCUCAUGAAUAUGCCGCAGGCAUCGCCGCAGCAAUUCAUGGCUCAUGGUGGCGCUUCGCCCAUUGCCCAUUCACCUGCCUCCAGCCACCAUUCGAUGCAUAGUCCGCUUAUGGCAAAUCAUCAACCGCCAAUGCUAUCGCCAUCGACAACGCCAGCGCAAUCGCCACUAACCAAUAGUCCGCAUCCACAACAGCUGGUGGCAAUGCAACUACAACAACAGCAGCAACUUGCGAACGACUUGCAACAACAACAACAGCACCAACAACUUCAGCACCAAGUACCUGGCGCAACGAACGCGCCGCUGCCACCACCGCCAGACUACAAUCAGGCAGCUGCGAAUUCGCGCUGGCCAGCCCUUAACAAACCAAUGGACUCGGCCACGAAGAGCAGUUUUCAAGAGUUUACUCGCUAUCAAAUGCAAUACAAUCUGCAACAGCAGCAAAUCAAUCUAACCAAUCAGCCCCAGUCGAAUGGCCAACAAAUGCAGCAGCAGCAGCAGCAACAACAACCACAACAACAGCAGGUUCAAUUGCAGCAACCAGCAACACACAUGCAACAACAGCAGAAUCAACAGCAACAACUUGCGCCACAGCAGAAUCAAUUAGUGCAGAAUCAAGCGGCGACGACAGCGACAGCCGAUGGAAACGGGCUAGCUGAUCCAUUCGAUUUAGACGCCUUAACCGCAAACGAUUUGGAUGCAUUACUGCCAACUCUUAACUGUGAUCUCGACUCGACGCUUAGUCUUGAAGAUAAAAAUGAGCUCGAAUCAUUGCUACAAGAUGCCAAGGAUCUUGAUUUGGAUUUAAUCGAAGAUAAUUUGUCAGCUGUCGGCAUGGAUGUGGGUGAUGCACUCAACACGCUGCAGGACGGUCCCAUUGACAAUGCAAAUUCGCAGCAACAGCAGCAGCAGCAACAACAACAACAACAGCAGCAACAUAUUAUGGUCAUGAAUCAAGGUGCGCCGUUGCAGUAUCAGCAGCAGUUAUCUCCUCUACAGCAACAUCAAAUGAUUCUGCAGCGUCAGCAACAGCAGUUGCCACAGCAAUUGCAGUUGCAGCAGCGACAACAACUGCAGCGCCAAUUGCAACAACAGCAGCAACAAGUGGUGCAGAUGCAGCGUUCGCAACAGCAGCAACAACAGCAAAUGGUUACUAGUGCCCAGUUUUCAGUGCAAAAUAAACAAUUGCAGCUGCAACAGCAACAACAGCAGUUGCAACAUAUGACAUCUAACCAGAACCGCACCUCAAAUGCCCAGCAAAAGCAAUUCAUUAUCAAUCCGCACACCGGCGACAUGGAGCCCAUGGCCAGCGAUGACAGUGAUACAGAGGCGGAGCAGGAAACUACACAGCUGCAAUUUAGGUCCAUGUCAAGUAGCCUAAGCAACUUUAGCAACUUCAAUCCCGCCAACGACAUGGUGCUGCCAAGCAAUCUCUUUUCAGAAGAGGACUCUAACUCGGCCAUGUCUGGGCAGCAGUUGCCACUAGCAGGCAGCGAUCAAGAGCGCUCUCGUGAUUCACUGGCAUCUAACAAAUCGAAUCGGGCCCGUAAAAAUAACAAGGCGAAUCACACAGCCACACAACAACAACAGCAGAUCAAGCUGAUCACUAGCGAUAACUUGGCUGCAAAUUCUCCACGAUCCAGCAACAGUUCGCCGCUUAUUGGUGGCAUGAGCUCGCCCGUUAGCGCUGCUGGCAGCAAUAAAAAAGCAAAGCCGAAUCUGUUGCGUGAGAAACUGCAGCAAGGUGUAAAGGAGCGCAAGAUUAAGGAUGUGACGACCACACCGAAACCGAAAAGGGAGCGUGCAAAGGCCAAUGCCAAGACGAAGACCACAACUCCGACAGUAGCAUCGGCGGCCACAACUGCAGCUGUCGCAGAGGAGAAAAUUAAACUGCGACUCAAGCUAGAAAAAUCGGAGCCAGUAACGACAGCAUACAAGGUCGAUAUGUCAACGUUUGAGCAACAGCAACACCCACAGCAGCCACAACAACAACAGCACCAUCAACAAAAUACAAAUAAUCAUUUGUCAACGCAACAACAGCAACAAUUGUCGCAAACGCAGCUGGUGCAACAUCCACAACAACAGAAACAGCAGCAGCAGCAACAGCUCCAGCAACCCCAGCAACAACAUCAUCCAGUGUACAGCAAUUUUUCACAACAGUCCUUGCAACAGCAGCAGCAGCAGCAACAACAUGUCGGUGGAGCUUCCCCUGGCAUAAAUGAGCUCCGUGUGCCACCCCUGCAAAUUCGUUUGCGUGGAAAGAACUCAAUGGUGGUCAAGGCUACGCGUAAGGAUCGUAAGAAGCCGUCGACGGCACAAAGUGCGGGCAUUGCAGAGGCCAGCUCGGAAGAGGAGCACAAAAUACGUCAGUUGAAGCGCAGUUACAGCGAACAGCAGCAGCAACAACAACAGCAGCAAUCGGCUACUUUGUUGCCAUUGGAUGGAGCCACAGAGGCGAAACAACCUAAGCUGACGCACUUAAAUGGCGGGCCCAAUGCUGCGCUUCUUAUUCAGAAGACAAUAACUACACCGGGUCAGCAACAACAACAACAACAGCAGCAAGGGCCUCCACCUCCACAUCCGGCCGCUGCAGUCUUAGCCAAGCAGCAGCAGCAACAACAACAACAGCAGACUGGAGCUAAGACAACAACAAUUGUGGCGGCCAAGAAUGGGCUAACCAUUAGCGCUAUUGUGGAGGCGCACAAGGCUAGUGGCGAUGCUCAGCUUCUAACUGUUGGCUCCACCAAUAUUGGUACGAUACCACAGUUAGCCACGCAGCAACAUCAGCAGCAGCAGACAUCGGCAACGUUGCAGCAACAGCAGCUAACCAAAAUUGCCACCUCGCUGCCGAGCAGCAUAACGCUAAGCGCCAUCACUACUAAUAAUAACAAUAAUAAUGGCACUGGCAAUGGCCCACAACGUGUGAUGGGCAAUCUGACGCUUAAAAAUACCAAGACUGCGGCCACUAUAACGCCCAUUGUGGGUGGUAAGCCGAUUACAAAAAACCAUAAGCCGCCGCCAUACUUCACCGCCGUGCAACAGUUGCAGAUGCAGAAGCAACAGCAACAACAACAACUGGCGGCGGCAGUUACUAUGUUGCCCAGUGCGACGACUUUGAAGCGUGUAGAGAUACCCAAAGUAGUGCAACCAAUGCCAGCAACCACCCAGGUGCACGAAGUCUGUCCAGCCUCAAGUGCCACCAUAACAACCAUGCCAGCCACCAUAACGGCUACGACAACAACUCUGCUCUGUGAUAGAAAAGUUCCCGCCCUAACGACGGCCACCAACAACGCCCAGGACACGUACACGGCCACAAGCAGCACCAGUAGCAGUGGCUCUGUAGCAACUGUAGUGACAACGGCGCCGCCAAAGUCCAGCAAUACAACCAUUAUGGCAACAACAGCGGGAACAACAUCAUCCCCAGCCUCGCUGGUGUCUACGUUGCGGAAUUCACCGGCCAGCAAUGGCAGCGGUACGCCAGGGCAUGGGAAUAAUGGCGGUGGUGAAGACAGCGGCAUCGAAUCAAUGGAUGCGCUUUCCGAAAAGAGCCCCCACCAGCUCUCAUCCAGCAGCCCCAUACAACAGCAACAACAGCUGCUAGUUAGUAAGGCCAAUGCGGCCACUAUUACGAUAACAUCGGCAAUGACGACCACAGCUGCCGUUGCAGUGGCAACAACAACUGCAAUAGCAACGGCAACAACGGCAACCAUGGAUGCGCCACAAACCAAGUUGCAACAACAGCAGCACCAGCAGCAGAAUCAAUUGCAGAGUGCCGAUGAUGAAAUUGAGAAAGCGCUCGCAAAAAUGGAAGGCGACUUCUCAGAAGAGCCCACAAAUAUUAGGGAGUGUGUGCAAAAGAGCUCAGAUUUUAAAUUCGACACCGCCAAGAUGAAUGGGGAGCACGAUAUUCUCGAACACGAUGAUCUCAUCAAAAACUUGACAGACAAUAAAGAGGCUGACCACGGGAAAGUGAAUCUGGACAGCAAGAAACCACUGGCCACAUCAGCACCAGUCACAUCAGUUACAACAGCCAUUGUUGCCACUGCCGUAACCACAACCUCAGCAAAAGUAGUUGAAAUCAAGACGGAGGCCAAGGUGAAGCUGGAGAAGAUUAAACUGGAUCAGCUACCAGCACUGAUGUCUAUAAAAAAGGAACAAACAACUACCACUGACGAUAAGAGCAAUAAUGCAAAAAUGGCCGCCGAAACAAAGCUGGCUAAUGCAGAUAAUGCUCUGCCUAUUAAAGUGGAGGAUAAACCAGCGACGGCGACGGCGACUAGCAAACCAUGCGAGAAGGAUGAAAAGGAAGAGCAGCAACAGCAGCAGUCGGCGGGAGCUUCAUUGCCGCCCAUCUCGAUUGAAAUUCCAGCUCAGUCAGAUGCCGAAUUGCCGCGCAAACGCACGCGUGCCAGCAGUCGCCUCGAGAGUCCGCUCGAUGCGGCCAAGUGUAGUCCAGCGACUGGCGAUUCCUCAGUAACAUCUGCAACAACAACAUCAACGACAACGUCGGCGACAAACUGCACCACAACAUUGCUGAUCAACAAGAAUGUGACUCGAGCUGCUGCAAAUCCUAGUCCGCGACACGGAACGCCUACUCCUCCAGCUUGUGGAGUAGCCACUGUCAAUAACAACAACAAUAAUAACAACAGCAUUAAUAAGCGUCGUCGUCAAGAGUCCGAGAGUGGCAGCAACAGCAACAGCACUGAUGUGAAUGAUGUUGAAGGCAACAAGCGCACGCGUCUGAGCAGUGGCAGUGGCAGCAACAACCACAGUAACAUCGGUGUGUUAGAAAUUGAAGCAACGCCAGCAACAACAACACAACUCUCCAAUCAUGUACUGGCUAAGAAGGUGGAUAUAGAAUCCUCUGACUCAGACGAGCCGCUAAUCGAAGUCGCUGGAAAAGUGCGCAAUUCAAAGGCACAAGUGCUGGUAAUGGGUCCGACAGAGCCAGAAUCGAUCAUUGAGAAGCACGUAACGCGAAAUAGUCGCAAUGCCCACCAGCAGCAGCAGCACCACCAACAACAGCCAAAAGCACACACACCUGCCAGCAACAGCACCAACAACAACAGUAGCAACGGAAAUGCAUUGAAUGCCUCGUCCGCACAAUCCAACAAGUCUGGAAAAACACAACAUGUCGCUGGCAACAACAACAAUAACAACCACAGUGCCAUCGGAUCGACAACAACUGCGCAUGUCAACAGCAGUAACAACAACAAUGCUUGCCAAAUGUUGUCCACAAGCGUUGCCAGCAAUGUAGGAGGACCAACAACAACAGGAACAACCACAACUGCAACAAGCAACAGUCCAGUCGGCACAAUAGUCGCAGGAACAGUAACAAAUAUUGUGCAUGCUACACGUGGUGCUACGGCUGCUGCUGCGGGGACUACCACCACCAAUAACAACAACAACAGUGGUAGUAACGCCACCUCGCCUACUGAUGAAAAGAUUGGCACACGCCGUAGCGUCCGCGCCAGCGCAGCGGCCAACAAAAUCAUUUAUAGUCGGAGUAAUGCGCUUGCCGCUGCACAAGCAGCCGCCGCUGCCGCCGAGCCUAAAGGCACGCCCGGCAAAACCAACUCCAGCAAUGCUAUUGGAAGCGUUGAGAGCGUCGCUGAGGCACGACGCAAGACACGCAGUGCAGUUAUUGGGGAGUCUAUGUUGACUGAGGGACGGCGGAGAAGAGCUUCGCGAGACUACAAGUGACCAGAGUUUUGCGCCUUGGCUGAAGGUAUAAACGAAGCGAGCGACGAAGACGAGCUGCUGAAUAACAACGAUGAGAUCGAAUUUAUAGAAUUGAUCGAAUAUGAAACUGUCCCUUUGGCCGAGGCGCAAACCGAUGACGACGACGACGACGUGAACGACGACCACAUUGAGGGCAACGACGAUGUUGUUGAUGAUUGUGUCGAUGACGAGGAUGAUGUAACAGCAACAGAGCUAACAGGAGCAACGCUAACAGCAAUGGAACAAAAUGCGGCUUGCGGCCUGGAGCUGUUGGAUGAGCACUCCCCAGCGCUUAGUCUAAUCGAGACUUGCGGCAGUAAUGCAGACACGCUUCUAGAGAAUAGCAUUGCCGGCGGCUAUGUGGAGGAACCGGAUCAUUUAUUGACCUACCACAGCAGCGGGAGCGUUGCAGAGACGGUCAGUCUGCUAAUGCCGGAGCUGACCAGUGGCGCGGCCUUGGAUUGUGGCAGUUUUGUGGACUACGAUGAGUUCAAUUUGUGUUUAAAUAACAUUUUAAGCGACGAUGAGGACGACAACAAUGUUCCGGCGGAUGCCAGUAGCAGCAGCAGCAACACUACCACGACCAGAGACAAAGAGACAGCAGAGCGUCGGCAUCGUUGGCGCAAUGCAAGCGAUGUGUUGAACAUGGUGCAGCUAAACAAUGAGCUGGGUCUGAGUUUCCAGGAGUUUGGCAGUGAGGCUGGCGGCGCAGUGACUAUGACAAUGACAGCGGCUGCCCUCGAUGAACGCUCCGCUAGCAGUAGCUCUUCACAGUUGGCGUAGGGGCUGUUCUCGGGCCAUUAUUUAGCUACUGAAUUGUUUUGCAACUCUCUACUAAUACACACACACACACCCAUACACAACUUCUUUUGACUCUGUAUAUAGCACUCUCAUCAAUUCUUCUACUUUCUACUUGCGUUCGUAGCUCCCUUUGUUUUUAGACUUUAUUUACUUUAAACAGUUUGUACAGUUAGUUGUAGCAAAAUGUUGCAAUAAUGUUGCAUCUCUUAAUGGGCAACAUCAUACACACACACCCACACCGACACACAGAUUUCACCCACAAACCCACACAUGCAUUAUUCGAUCUGGACAUGAACAUGCAUAAUAACGUAUUACGCAUGUGAGCACUUUAAUCUUCAACUAAAACUACUUCCCCCCCCCCCCCCCAUUCCGUCACCCCAUCAUUGGUAAAAAAAAUGAUUUGCUAGUCAAGUGUAACAGGAAAUUUUUUCGCAUAGCUCCAAAUGAUAUUUGAACAAAUUCAUUGAAAAAGAGUGCGUACAGAACAGAAUAUUGAAUUGAAAAAUGAUUAAACCACUAGGCAAAGUAGCUAACAGAAGAAAUCCUUAAGCAAAACAGCAAUUACUCCCCCCGAAUCGUGAAUGAUUUUUAAGUUUUUGAAAGUUCUUCUUUGUACAUAUGUAUGUAAAGUGCUUAUGAAACGCAACAUGAACACGUUUUUAGGUUUAAUUUUUUGAUUUAACAUGCUGCGCUAAGUCUAAAGUAAUAUAAAAUAAUGCAAGAAACAGUUCGUAUGUUUUUUAUAAUUUAAAGCAAAAAAAAAAGAAAGAAAAAUGAUAAAUAGCAUGUUAGUUUGACGUAAGCUUGCGUUAUUUUGAAACUUUGUUUUUUAGUUUUAAAUGCUCUUUUACAUUGUAAGCCAAUUAAUAUAUAUAAACAAAUUCAACCCCAAGCCCCAAUCCAUAAUAUGAUGCACAUGGAAUACUAUGCAAUAAGUUAGUCAAAAAUUUAAAAACAAAAAGGCCAAGCACGCAAAAAAAAGAAAGAGUUAUGCAAGACAACAUUAAACAGUCGCAUAGUGUUUGUCGAGAAACAUAUAUAUCUACAUAGAAAAAACGGAGCCGUAUAUAAUGUUAUAUAUUUUGCAUACAUAAAAUAGAAAA